AUGGGGUUAUCGGCUUCGAAGCGAGUGAAGAGUUCGUUAUCGAACUCGCCCGAGUUUGACUCGGCCUGCGACUCAACGUUCUCGCACUGCCUCGAUCUGACUCAGCACGCGUUCCCGGGAGUGUUGCCUUACCAACUCAACAGCGCCGCCGAGCAUCUCCACGGCCAGCUGUCCACUCACGCGCUCAUCCAGAGGUGGGUCGACGCGCCACCAGAUCGUUCCCAGGUUGACUCCGCGCUGCGCCGCGUCACAAACCGAUCGUCGUCGAAGUCCGGCAAUGAAAUUCUUGGACCUGUGAUGUUCAAGGAUUGGGCUCUGGAGCUGUACACUGAUGCUGUGCUGUCCGGUGCCGGAAAAGCGCUUCUGCUGCGGGUUCCCGUCGGCGUAGCUGGUAUCGCCGGAGUCGGAGCCGUCACUCACGCCGGAGGACAAGUGGUUGGGACUGCUGUUGGGGCCUACUCGCUUGGUGUUGCAGUCUCUAUUUUCCUUGCUUUAUCUGCAUAAUAAAAUCAUAAUUGUAUAUAUUAUUAUGGAAUUGUAAAAUUUUUAUUGUAGUUUCUAUUGUAUGUGAAUAUUAUUGAGCUAAACAAUAAAAAUAUAAAUGUGCGCUUAGUGUC
This is a messenger RNA of Arachis duranensis, 617 nucleotides long. RefSeq lists its product as uncharacterized. Lineage: Eukaryota; Viridiplantae; Streptophyta; Magnoliopsida; Fabales; Fabaceae. The transcript has a single exon. The record is from RefSeq and is a predicted model, not a curated record. The coding region runs from base 1 to 504 and encodes 167 amino acids.